This is a messenger RNA of Equus quagga, 3684 nucleotides long. It is a transcript of the gene CCSER1, whose product is annotated as coiled-coil serine rich protein 1. The record is from RefSeq and is a predicted model, not a curated record. Lineage: Eukaryota; Metazoa; Chordata; Mammalia; Perissodactyla; Equidae. Bases 440 to 2668 code for a protein of 742 amino acids. The transcript has 10 exons.
GGCGCUCCCCGCACAGUCUCACUCCGCGCACUCACACACUUGGAAGCGCCUCCCCGCGUCCCUCCCCUGCCCUCCUCUUGCUCUGCUCAUCUCUCUCUCACCACAAAUAGUCGGCGACCGACUGCCAAUCCGCCUCCCUCCCUCUCUCUCUCCACAACAUGACUGACUGGGAAGCGGUGGCUCCGGCAGAGCGGCUCUGCUGGCGCAGGCAGGAGGAGCAGGAGGAUUAUUAAAUAACGCAGCUCGACUCUGCAACUGGGAGUGGAGAGAAGGAGCCCAACAGCGAGAAGGGGAGGGAGGGCAGAGGAGGGGGACCCGGAGAGACACCCUCGUGCCCCGAAGACAUAAAUCCCCGAGUGCCCGGGAGGAGCCUUAACAAGCGGCGCGGAACCCUCCAGGUUGCUAAGUUGGCUAUCACAGUGCAAGCCUUGGAGUCCCAAUGGGGGACUCUGGAUCAAGACGAUCUACCCUGGUCUCCCGGUUGCCAAUAUUCAGAAGAAGUAUCAGCAGAAGACAUGAUUCUCUUCCUUCUUCACCCUCCUCCAGUAAUACAGUUGGUGUCCACAGUUCCUCUCCUUCCAGCACUAACUCAAGCUCAGGUAGUACAGGUAAACGCAGGAGCAUCUUCCGUACUCCUUCCAUUAGCUUCCAUCAUAAGAAGGGAAGUGAACCUAAGCAAGAACCUACAAACCAGAAUGUUAGUAUUUCAAAUGGUGCUCAGUCUGGUCAUAGCAGUAUGCAAAAACUGGGUUUGGAAGAACAUAUUAAAACCAGGGGAAGACAUUCUGUUGGUUUUAGUAGUUCACGAAAUAAGAAGAUAACAAGAUCUUUGACAGAGGAUUUUGAAAGGGAAAAAGAGCACUCAACUAAUAAGAAUGUCUUUAUAAAUUGCCUAAGUUCUGGCAAAAGUGAGGGGGAUGAUUCUGGAUUCACAGAAGAACAAACUCGCCGUUCCGUUAAGCAGUCAACAAAGAAGCUGCUUACUAAAUCUUUUUCAUCUCACUAUAAAUUUUCUAAGCCCGUUCCACAGAGCCAAUCCAUUUCAUUGGUACAGCAAUCUGGAUUCUCAUUGGAAAUUACACAGUACCAAGAGAGGGAACCUGUGUUAGUAAGAGCUUCUCCAUCUUGUUCUGUGGAUGUAACAGAACGGGCAGGAAGCUCUUUACAAUCUCCGUUGCUUUCUGCUGAUCUUACCACAGCUCAGACACCUUCAGAGUUCUUAGCCUUGACUGAAGAUUCUGUGUCUGAAGUAGAUGCAUUUCCUAAAAGUGGAAGCAUGGCAUCCCACUGUGACAACUUUGGCCACAAUGAUUCUACCUCUCAGAUUUCUCCCAAUCCUGCUGCUGUUACAAAAACAACAAUAGAUUUUAUGGGAACUCUUCCCUGUGCAAUUUUGUCUCCUGGGAAAUACAGGUUAGAAGGUCGAUGUAGCACUGAAUCUAAUUCCUUACCAGAAACCUCUGCUGCUAAUCAGAAGGAAGUGUUAUUGCAAAUCACUGAACUACCUGUUAUGAAUGGGAGUGAAUCCGAGACUCAUCUGUCAGCAAAUAUGCAAAGAGAACAUAUGGUGUUACAAAAUGGUGAAACAAUGCUGGCGACAAGCUCCCCAAAGAAACUUGGAUUUUAUGAGCAACACAAAGCAUUAGCUGAACGUGUUAAAGCGAUCCAUCCUAUUUCAGAUUCAAGGAUAAUACCCUCUUCUGGUGAUCAUCAUGUUUUUAGCAAAACAUCAUAUGGCUAUGAUGCAAAUCCUGCCAAAGUUCUCGCCAGUAGCCUCAGUCCAUAUCGUGAAGGAAGAUUUAUAGAGAGGCGACUGCGAUCCUCAUCAGAAGGAACUGCAGGGAGUAGCAGAAUGGUUUUGAAACCAAAAGAUGGAAAUGUUGAAGAAGGUAAUAGUCUAAGAAAGCAAAGAGCAAGUUCAUCAUCUUCAAAAAUGAACAGCAUGGAUGUUUUGAAUAAUUUGGGAUCUUGUGAACUGGAUGAAGAUGACCUAAUGCUUGAUCUAGAAUUUUUAGAGGAACAGAAUCUUCAUCCUUCAGUUUGCCGGGAGGACUCCUACCAUUCUGUAGUGUCAUGUGCUGCUGUCGUUCUCACUCCCAUGGAACCAACAAUAGACAUGAAGAAAAGAGAAGACCUGAAAUUUCCUGAGCCUUCCAAACAGAACCUUUCCCUGAAGUUAACAAAAGACCUUGAUCAGGAAGCCAGGUGUGCCCACAUCAGCCGAAUGCCCAGCAGUCCAUCUGUAGAUUGGCCCCUGCAAGGUGUGGAAGAGAAUGGAGGCAUAGAUUCUCUGCCAUUCAGACUGAUGUUACAGGACUGCACAGCUGUCAAGACGUUAUUAUUAAAGAUGAAGAGGGUUCUUCAAGAGAGUGCAGAUAUGAGUCCAGCAAGUAGCACCACCUCGCUUCCUGUUAGUCCUCUUACUGAAGAGCCAUUGCCUUUCAAGGAUAUAAUGAAAGAUGAAUGCUCAAUGCUGAAGCUGCAGCUGAAAGAGAGGGAUGAACUCAUUUCACAACUUCAGGAAGAGUUGGAAAAAGUCAAGCAUUUACAGAAGGCCUUUGCUUCAAGAGUAGAUAAAUCCACACAGACUGAACUUCUAGGCUACGAUGCCCUGUGGAAUCCUACAUGCACUGAAGGUUUAUUUAAACCAGUACAUAUUUCAACUUAGGUUAAAUCAUUAUUUGACCGUAAGAUAUGUAUCACGAAUCUGUGACAUGUUAAAUAUUGAAUAAAACCAAUUUUCCAUCAUUCCAUUUGUUAACUGUUUCCCAGAGUAUGUAAUACAGAAAUGUUUCCAUUCCAAAUAUUUCAUAGUUUUUGCAUUUGUACGCAGUUGCAUAAAAUAUUGAGGGAUGAAGAUUCAACUAACGUAUUCCUACCUUAUUCUUCUUAUAGUUUUAAAAAAUAGACUUUUGUUAAAAAAUGAUCUCUUUAUGCAUCUAUCGUAAAAUGUAAUAUUCCACUUGGCAGUACAUAUUUUUUGUUCAACUUUCUCAUCCAUAUCAUUUGUCUCUCUGGCUAUAGUCUUCAUUUCAUUUCACCACGUAUUCUAUGCACCUUAGGUAAGUUUGAAAACAAAGCAUCUAGUUUCUCCUGUUCUAGUGGGGCAGUUCCUACUGAAGAACUAAAUUAUCUCUAUUUUUCCCUUGCAUUGAGCUCAAAAGAUGAAAACAGUAUGUAUUCAAGUGAAAUAAAAAAUGAAGAGUCUUAUGCUGACUAGAAAAAGGCAAAAACCUAUUUAUAUCUCUAAAGAAGGGAAGAAAGAUUGGAUAUUGACCUCAUAUUGAGGGAAGUUUCUUGAAUGUGUCAUAGAAGAAAGCCUGUCUCCAGGACUUGGCAUUGCUACCUGAUGUCUGUGUGUCGCUGUAUAUUACCCUUAUGUAAUAACUCACUUUAAUUAUCACAUGGCCAGGAGGCAAGAAGACACUCUUGAAUGUUGUAAUUUAUUGAAAGGAAAAGUGACAGAGCUCAGAGGGUGGCUCAGUGUUGUGGGAAGGGUGCAGGGCUCUAGAAGAGCCCUAGAGCUAAGGAGAAGAAAGCAACUUUUACUGAGUUCUCUAUAUUUUGCAGAUAGACAAUGAAACAAUCAUGGUUAAUGGUGGUAACAUUUAGAAAUAUGUUGUAAAAUUUCUUAAAUUAUUUGAAUCAUUAUGUAACAUAUAAUGUGAAUGAUCAAAUGCUGAG